Bathycoccus prasinos is the source of this 777-nucleotide messenger RNA. RefSeq lists its product with no specific name. Gene Ontology annotation, cellular component: Golgi apparatus. The record is from RefSeq and is a predicted model, not a curated record. Lineage: Eukaryota; Viridiplantae; Chlorophyta; Mamiellophyceae; Mamiellales; Bathycoccaceae. Gene Ontology annotation, molecular function: GTPase activity; GTP binding. Bases 1 to 777 code for a protein of 258 amino acids. The transcript is spliced from 3 exons.
AUGAGUUACGCGUACUUGUUUAAAUACAUAAUCAUCGGCGAUACGGGUAAACACAUUCUGUUAUUCUUUACCGUUACUUAUACCAAGAGCGGGUUCCUCGAAAUCAUAAAAAACGCUCGCGUGGGAAAAUCGUGCCUGUUGUUACAGUUCACCGAUAAAAGGUUCCAACGCGUGCACGAUUUAACCAUCGGCGUAGAGUUCGGGUCGAGAAUGGUGACCAUCAAUAAUCAACAAGUCAAGUUGCAAAUCUGGGACACGGCUGGACAAGAAUCGUUUCGGUCGAUAACGCGAUCGUAUUACCGAGGCGCCGCGGGCGCGUUGCUCGUGUACGACGUUUCGCGCAGGGAAACGUUUGAAAACUUAAACGCUUGGCUGGAGGAUUGUCGGCGCCACGCGAACGAGUACGUGACGAUUACUCUGGUAGGAAACAAAGCCGACGGCGCUGCGGCGCAAAGACAAGUCAGCGAAGAGGAAGGGUUACGGUUUGCAAGAGAAAACGGUCUUUUAUUUGUCGAAACGAGCGCGAUGACUUCUGCCAACGUCGACGGCGCGUUCAUCGAAACCGCGCGCGUAAUCUGUAACAAAAUCGAAGAAGGGUACUUAGACCCGACGAAUGAAACCAACGGGGUAAAAAUAGGGUACAUGCCUGGUGGAAGACACCAUCACCACCACGACCAAUCUCGAGAGGGCGAAUCUCGGAGCGGGUCGGUCACCAUAGAGGAGAUGGAAAAAGAACGAGCCGCCGGGACGUACGGUUCGGUUGGGAAAUGUUGUUAG